GAAAGAGCCAUGCUCUCCUACACCCUAUCUGCCCUCCCUCCCCCCUCGUCCCCCCUGAUCGUCUUCAUCUCGGGUGCCUCAGAGUCGUCCUCUUCCUACCCAGCCGUCAGUCGUUUACUUUCUCUCCCUCAUUUGCUCUACGACCGAGCCGGACUAGGAAAGUCUCCUGAAAGCAGCAAGGAUGAAACCACAAUUUCGCCCGCCGUGAAGGCAGCACAAGAUCUCCACACUCUACUCUGCAGUCUAGACCAAACUUCUUCCUCAAACUCUCCGCCCUUCUUCCCUCCCCAAGUCCUCCUCGUGGCGCACAGCUACGGCGCCUUCAUCGCACGAGAGUACCUCGAUCUACACCCCGAUUCCGUCGCGGGGAUGGUUCUCCUCGACCCGGCCACGGAAUUAUACACGCCAGACCCCGAAUCAGUGAAUAUCCUUAUGAACACUCUUCUCGGCGGGGAAGGGGGUCUGCGCUUCGCCACCGUGACGGGCCUACGGGAGAAAUGCAAGUUGUCAAGCGAGGAGUGGAGAGCGCGCGCAAUUGACUUAAACCGAGCGAAGACGGAAGUCUCUCCGUUUCAGUGGGGAUCACUCCUGGAAUCUAUCCGGGCAAAGCGGCAACUCGAAAGCACUCCACUGGGAGAUAAACCGCUGAGUCUGGUCGUUUGUGAUGCGGCGGGAGACUAUCGCAAAGUCUACGAGGCUGGCCUGCAGGCUGGAAACGGGACGCACUCUCAACGGGAGAAAGUGCGAGACAUGCUUGAUGAGUGGGGGAGGGUCGAUUGGAAAUUCAAAGAGAAGCAGUUGGCCCUGUCGAAUAGGUCCAGACUCGUCCGAUUACCGGAUUGCGGGCAUAAUAUCAAUCUCCUCAGGCCAGAGGUGGUCGUUCAGGAGAUCCUGUGGGUGUACAGGGAGAUAAUGGCAAGAAUACAUCACAUCUAGACCUGUUUCAUAGAGAGCCUCCAUUCCGAUACUGCCAGAGCCGGCUCAAAUCCUUCACCUUGUGUCUACCGACACUAUUUCUCCCAUCCAUGAUUGUGUGCAUCUCUGCGUCCAUAAACUCGUUAUCCUCCUUGACACGUCCAUCUUCCCCCAGAGUAAACAUGUUGUCCAGGUAAUGCUGAUUGAACUGGUGGCCUGACCCCUGCCGCACAAAGAUACUGCCCAUGUACCUAUUCGGGAUCGUGGCAAAGUUUAACACCCCCCAGACGCUCACAAAGUCUUCUGCGUUGGC
Molecule: messenger RNA, 1228 nt
Organism: Penicilliopsis zonata CBS 506.65
Lineage: Eukaryota; Fungi; Ascomycota; Eurotiomycetes; Eurotiales; Aspergillaceae
Exons: 2
Coding region: 10-936 (308 amino acids)
Source: RefSeq, a predicted model, not a curated record